Penicillium daleae is the source of this 1782-nucleotide messenger RNA. Its product is annotated as GMC family oxidoreductase. Lineage: Eukaryota; Fungi; Ascomycota; Eurotiomycetes; Eurotiales; Aspergillaceae. Gene Ontology annotation, molecular function: flavin adenine dinucleotide binding; oxidoreductase activity, acting on CH-OH group of donors. The record is from RefSeq and is a predicted model, not a curated record. The transcript has 3 exons. Bases 1 to 1782 code for a protein of 593 amino acids.
AUGAGAUCACACAUCAUCGCACUUGCUUCUCUGACCUACUUGGUAGGCACAGUGCAAGCCCAGACACAGAUGGACUCAGGACCAAAAUACGACUUUAUCAUUGUGGGCGGAGGGACGAGCGGAUUAGUUAUUGCCAACAGACUCUCGGAAAACAAAAGGGUUACCGUCGCUGUCAUCGAAGCCGGGGAUUCAGUCUUCCACAAUCACAAUGUCACCAAUGUUGCCGGCUACGGCCAUGCUUUCGGCACACAUAUCGAUUGGGCAUACGAAACCGAAGAUCAAAAAUAUGCUGGCGGAUCGAAACAAAUAAUGCGUGCCGGGAAAGCUAUCGGCGGAACAAGCACCAUCAACGGAAUGUCCUACACUCGAGCGCAGAGUGUCCAAAUUGACGCUUGGGAAUUAUUCGGAAACAAGGGUUGGAACUGGGGCAGUCUCCUCCCAUACUAUCAAAAAUCCGAAAAGUUCGAGAUACCCAGUCAGAACCAGUUCUCUCGAGGGGCCGACUACUAUAUCACCUAUCACGGGGAGACUGGCCCUCUGAACGUGGGCUGGCCUAUUGAUAUUACGAACCGCAGCAUGCUUCCCACGCUUGACCAAACGUUUAACCAAUUAGGUGUUCCUUAUAACCGCGAUGCCAAUGGCGGCAGCAUGGUCGGACUCACUUCUCACCCUAAUACAGUCAACACGAAGGAGAAUGUUCGAGAAGAUGCUGCAAGAGCUUACUACUGGCCGUACCAGAACCGUCCCAAUCUCAAGAUCAUUACGAACACCUUCGCUAAUAAGAUCAUCUGGGCGAACAAUUCUCACAGUGAAGCAGUCGCAAUCGGAGUGGAAGUUACCACCUCCCACGGUAUCGAGACUAUAUACGCCUCCAAGGAAGUCAUUCUGUCAGCUGGCUCUUUGAAAUCACCCGUCCUCUUGGAGUUAUCCGGAAUUGGCAAUCCGGAUAUUCUCCGUAAGUAUGAUAUCCCAGUCAAAGUUAACAUUUCCACCGUCGGUGAGAAUUUGCAGGACCAGACAAACAACGGCGUUCAUUAUCAGGGCACGGAAUUUUGGCUCGGCUAUCCGACAUUCUCUGUUCUGGCGUCUGCUAACCAAAUAUACGGAAAUAACGUGUCAAACGUUGCUUCCUAUGUCAAUUCAAGCAUGGUUGAGUAUGCAAAGGUUGUGUCUAACUCAUCUAAGGGAGCAGUUCAAGAAGCCAAUAUUCUGGCCGCUUUCAAGCUUCAGUAUGAUUUGAUCUUUGAAUCGCAGGUUCCCUACGCCGAAAUCGUUCUUCUACCAAUUGAAGGGAUGUUCAUGUCUGAGUACUGGCCGCUACUUCCCUUCUCGAGAGGCAGUAUCCACAUCAAAUCCGCAAAUGCCUCAAUGCCAGCCUCCAUCAACCCGAACUACUUUAUGUUCAAACAGGACCUCGAUGCCCAGGUCGACGUUGCUCGGUUUAUUCGUAAGGCAUUCAUGACAGAUCCUCUGAGUGACCUUGUGGGAGACGAGUUUGCCCCCGGGGUGGACAAUCUCCCCGACGAUGCGCCUACCUCGGAAUGGGAUGACUGGGUCAAGUCGAACUACCGGUCCAACUUCCACCCAGUCGGAACUGCCAGCAUGCUUCCACGUAACAGGGGAGGUGUCGUCAGUCCCGAACUCAAAGUCUACGGCACCAGGAAUGUCCGGGUAGUUGACGCCUCCGUCCUACCGUUCCAACUUUGUGGACAUUUGACAAGCACCCUUUACGCCGUGGCCGAAAAGGCGGCCGAUAUAAUCAAGAAGCAAUACCGUCUCUAG